GUAGUAGAUUCUCCUCGAGGCGUCUCAGAUAACACCACCCCGUCCGCGGCCGGAGGAGAAAACAAGGAAAGCUCUCUCGCAAAACGCGCAACUUCUUCUCCGCAGCGGAUGAACUCUGUUUUGGCACCGGGACGCGUCCGGCGGCUCCCCGACAUGAACCGGAGCGGCGGAGCGGCUUUCUCGUCCUAGUAGCCGAGGAAGAGAAGGACUUUGGAGCUUUGGAGAGGAGGGAAGAGAGUAGUAGAAGAAAGAGCAGCAACUUUUCCAGCCACUCGGUGCCGGCGGUGGCGGAAUGUGAGAAGCGCAACUACUUUUAGCGCAUGUUCCUCUUCGCUUUUACGCAGCCUUCUCCUGCUUUCUGCGAGCUUGGAAAGCGGGGGAGGAGGAGGAGGAGAAGAGGAGGAAGGGGGGAGGAGGAGGAGGACGAGGGACAGCAGAUUAAAGACUCGAUCCCCUGCCUAUGGACGACGGCGGUCCCCUCUCUCCAAGGGCGAAUGCUUUCAGUAUUGCCUCUCUGAUUUCGGCCGCGGAGCGAGCAGGAAACGCGGAGUGUGAGAAACGCGGCGGCACCGGCCUGGACAAGCCAGAGCUGCACAAGCACACUUCCUUUAAAAUGCACUACAGCACUGUCACCCGGGAAAUGGAAGCCAUAUCCAGUCCGUGGCUGACGCAGCUGUCCCAUUUUUGCGAUGUUGCAGCCUUCACGACGAGCAGCCUGAGCAGCCUGAACGCGCCGGGGGGCUACCACCUCUCCCCGUCCCCCGGGGACCCGUACAGCCAGCAUGAGGCGCACUUCGAGCCGUGCACGGCCGCCCAGCACGGCUACUACCCGGGCUCCAACCCCGGCUCCAACCCCGGGUCCAACCCGGGCCAGGCCGCGCAGAGCGACGGCGGCUCCGCCAACUGCUCCUCGUCCUCGGCCAACUCCACCCCGAACAGCAAGAGCAUCGUGAAGAAGAACCCCAAAGUGGCCAACAUUAACGUGCAGCUGGAGAUGAAGGCUUUAUGGGACGAGUUUAAUCAGCUUGGCACGGAGAUGAUCGUCACGAAGGCUGGCAGGAGAAUGUUUCCAACUUUCCAAGUGAAAAUAUUUGGGAUGGAUCCCAUGGCGGACUACAUGCUCCUGAUGGACUUUUUGCCUGUGGAUGACAAACGUUACAGGUAUGCUUUCCACAGCUCGUCGUGGCUGGUGGCGGGGAAGGCGGACCCGGCCACGCCGGGGAGGGUGCACUACCACCCGGACUCUCCGGCCAAGGGCGCGCAGUGGAUGAAGCAGAUCGUUUCCUUCGAUAAACUCAAGCUCACCAACAACCUGCUGGACGAUAACGGCCAUAUCAUCCUGAACUCCAUGCACCGCUACCAGCCGCGGUUCCACGUGGUUUAUGUGGAUCCCCGCAAGGACAGCGAGAAAUACGCAGAGGAAAAUUACAAAACCUUUGUUUUCGAGGAAACCCGUUUCACGGCGGUCACGGCCUACCAGAACCACCGGAUCACUCAGCUAAAGAUCGCCAGUAAUCCUUUUGCGAAGGGUUUCAGGGACUGCGACCCGGAGGACUGGCCCAGGAAUCACAGGCCAGGCGCUCUGCCAAUAAUGAGUGCCUUUGCCAGAACAAGAAACCCAAUGUCAUCUCCCCCUCAGCAAAACGGCACGGAGAAAGAGGACAGCAGGCGUGAGUACGAGCGCGACCCCAGCGGGACGCCGAUCCACGCGGACCCGGCCCACCAGCUGAUGUCCCGCGUGCUGAGCCCGGCCCUGCCGGUCCCGGGAGGCCUGCACGCCGUCCCCCUGACGGGCGGACGCCCCAGCCCGCCCCACGACCUCCGGGCCGACCCCCACGCCCUCCCCCCGGACACGCUGCACCACCACCCCUACAAGUACCCCAACUCCUACGAACACUACCUGGGGGCCAAGGCCCGGCCGUCCCCCUACCCGCUGCCCGGCAUCAGGGGACACACGUACCACCACCACAUGAACCCGGCCACCACCAACAUGUACUCGGCCACCAGCGGGCCCUCAAACUAUGACUACGGGCCCAGAUAAUCAUCAUUAACGGCUCACAGCACUGUGGGAUUCACUAACAGGCAGGAAGGGGCUCUUUUCCAUUGAUGACUUAUGGGAUCACAGGCCCGAAAACUGCUCUCCGAUGGAUAAACCCAGCCAUAUUUAUUUAAAGGAAAUGUAUUUCUGAGUUAAGCAUGGGGCCUGGUCUGCUUUGACCUCUGGACUCGAGCGAAGGGCGGUCGCCCCGCGUGAGGCGCCGCCUGCACGAGCAGCAGAAAGGAGAGCAAAGGAGAAAAAAGGAGGAACCUCUCCUUAACGUGGACAAAACUUUUGAUCACAGACUGAAACUGAUAUUUUUUUCUUUUUUUCCUUUUUUUUUUUUUUGGAAUGCACUUUUUUGAUUUGUCUUUUUAAUGCUUUAAAAAAAGCCAUAUGUUAUAUAGUCCCGAUCAACCUUCUAGGUAGACGAGAUGCAUGUUGAGCUCUAUCAGAGAGGGUCUCAAAACACACCGAAAUGUUUUUACAUGACUAAAACACAAGGUUUUGGAAGCAUUUUGAACAUGUUGAGCCGCUCUGAGAAAAGCUUGUACCAUGGCACUGACUUGCAGCAAUUCUAACUAAAUAAAUGAAGCCGAAUGACUCUUCUGUAUCUGUAAAAUAAACAUUAAAUUCUUGUAAUUCAUUAAAA
Messenger RNA from Cololabis saira (Pacific saury), 2690 nucleotides. It is a transcript of the gene tbx1, whose product is annotated as T-box transcription factor 1. Gene Ontology annotation, biological process: regulation of transcription by RNA polymerase II; cell fate specification; positive regulation of DNA-templated transcription. Gene Ontology annotation, molecular function: DNA-binding transcription factor activity, RNA polymerase II-specific; RNA polymerase II cis-regulatory region sequence-specific DNA binding. Gene Ontology annotation, cellular component: nucleus. The transcript has 8 exons. The record is from RefSeq and is a predicted model, not a curated record. Lineage: Eukaryota; Metazoa; Chordata; Actinopteri; Beloniformes; Belonidae. The coding region runs from base 461 to 2041 and encodes 526 amino acids.